GAUAUCCGAAUCAGUCUACGGCAACAAGACGAUCGAGGCCGUCGUCGAGACACCGUACCAAUGGAAGGCGCGGCGGGGAGGACGGCGGCGGCGGCGGCAGUGUGCGUGACCGGCGCGGGGGGCUUCGUGGCCUCGUGGCUCGUCGAGCGCCUCCUCGCCGCCGGCCGGUACACGGUCCACGGCACCGUCCGCGAUCCGGGCGACGCCAAGAACGCGCACCUGGCGGCGCUGGACGGCGCGGCGGAGCGGCUGCGGCUGUUCAGGGCCGACGUGCUGGACUACGGCGCCGUAGCGGCGGCCGUCGCCGGCUGCGACGGCGUCUUCCACGUCGCCUCCCCGGUCCCCUACGCCAUCACCGACCCCGAGGCACCUCACCUCGCACUUCCAGCUGCUCUGCUUUCCCUUUCUUUUAAUCUUUCCUCUGCGUCACCAUGCUCAUCCGACACCGACCACUUGCUACAGGUCGAGCUGCUCGCCCCCGCCGUGACGGGCACCAUGAACGUCCUGAAGGCGUGCUCCGAGGCCAAGGUCAAGAGGGUCGUCGUGGUGUCGUCUCUCUCCGCCGUGAUGGUGAACCCUGCCUGGCCGCAGAGCGAGGUCAUGGAUGAAGCUUCCUGGUCUGACGUCGAAUUCUGCAGAUCCACUCAGAACUGGUACUGCCUCUCCAAGACACUGGCAGAGCUCGAGGCAUUCGACUACGCCAAGAGAACCGGGCUGGACGUGGUGUCAGUCUGCCCGUCCCUGGUGAUCGGGCCCCUGCUGCAAUCCACGGUGAACGCGAGCAGCUCCGUCAUAGUCGACUGCUUGGAAGGAGAUCGCGAGGUGAAGCUGAAGCUGAGGAACUUCGUGGACGUCCGCGACGUCGCCGACGCUCUGCUCCUGGUGUACGAGGCUCCGGAGGCGUCGGGGAGGUACAUCUGCGAUGCGCACGCGAGGCAGGUGUCCGAUGUCGUGGAGCUGCUGAAGGGCUGGUACCCGACUUACAAGCAUGCCACCAAUGGCAGGUUCCUGCAAGUGAGCGAUGAGCCUCUGUUCAGUUCCAAGAAGCUGGAGGCGCUCGGCUGGAAAUUCAGGCCGUUCGAGGAGACCCUCAGGGACAGCGUCGAAUCAUUCAGGGAGGCAGGUGUCCUGGAUUGAACAAGCAGAGGCAGGUGUCCUGAAUUGAACAAGCAGAGCAGCGCCCUGUCCUGUACAUCCUUCACUUGUGAAUUGAAACGGGCAAUGUAAAAGUGAAAAGGGAAAGUGUGUCGGCGUAAUAUGGCGCUGUACUUACUUUACAAUGUUCUAGUUUAAGAAUUCAUAAUCCUUAUUAUUACUUUUCUAACUUAUCAUGAAAUGCGUGGUUUGAA
Setaria italica (foxtail millet) is the source of this 1349-nucleotide messenger RNA. Its product is annotated as cinnamoyl-CoA reductase 2. The record is from RefSeq and is a predicted model, not a curated record. Bases 61 to 1137 code for a protein of 358 amino acids. Gene Ontology annotation, molecular function: oxidoreductase activity, acting on the CH-OH group of donors, NAD or NADP as acceptor. NCBI's taxonomy places the organism in Eukaryota, Viridiplantae, Streptophyta, Magnoliopsida, Poales, Poaceae. The transcript has 5 exons.